UCCCCUGCAGUCCGGCGGUCCGAGCAACAAAAGCGCCCCGGCCCAUCACGCAACUCGCAGCAGCGGCUCCUAUAAAUACAGCAGCUACCACUCGGACUCAAGACUCAGACACAGCAGCAGCCAGCAGGAACACAGAGAUCAUAUCAUCGGCCGGGGCAGCACGUUCACGUUGACCGCCAGAGCUCAAACACAACAGCCGUCAGCCAGAAAUCAUCAGGAGGUGGUGACCGCUGAGGAGAGUUCAUUCAGGCCGUGCAAGAGCUGAGGGAAAAAUAAAACAUCGAUCCAUCCUUCCCAUCGGUCGGCCAAUCAUGAUUCUGGGCUUGGGAGGAUGCUGCGGCGCUGCGGCCGUCGCCGCCGCCGUAUCGGCUUCUGCCGUCGGUAAGGAAUCAGGAGGUCAUCUAGAAGCUGACAAGCGGCAGCAGAAGCAGGGGGCAGGUGAGGAGAAGAUGAACAAGGGAGGCGACCAGGGAGCAGCAGCAGCGGGCGGCAAGGAGAGGAGCAAGAGAAGGGAUCAUCACAAGGCUCCCCCGAUCGUUGUGCAUCAGUUCCCCUUCCACUCUCGCCCCGGCUUGCUCUGAAUUCCUCUACUUCUCUUGGUGUGAGUGUGUGUGAGUAGUCUGUGAUCCUGUAAUUAUUCAGGUUCUCGUGUGUCGUCCAUUGAGAUAUACUUAUAUACUAUAUAAGAAACAAUCCAUUUCCCAACA
This is a messenger RNA of Zea mays, 707 nucleotides long. RefSeq lists its product as uncharacterized. Lineage: Eukaryota; Viridiplantae; Streptophyta; Magnoliopsida; Poales; Poaceae. Bases 312 to 581 code for a protein of 89 amino acids. The transcript has a single exon. The record is from RefSeq and is a predicted model, not a curated record.